Nematostella vectensis (starlet sea anemone) is the source of this 1280-nucleotide messenger RNA. Its product is annotated as translation initiation factor IF-2. The record is from RefSeq and is a predicted model, not a curated record. Lineage: Eukaryota; Metazoa; Cnidaria; Anthozoa; Actiniaria; Edwardsiidae. The transcript has 3 exons. Bases 228 to 1121 code for a protein of 297 amino acids.
UGUGAGCGAUCUACCCGUCUCCAUAUAAUCGGCGCCGUCGCCCGCUUGGCGCGAAAAUCUGGCUAGUAAUGAGCGACUCUUGCUUCAAGCCUGCUCUCUUCUUUUUUUAAAUUGGGUUUCCUGUGAUACAAGAGCGCGCGCUUUUCUUAGCGCAUCUACGUAAACACGCACUAUGACGUUAAUCUCAUAGUUCCCCCAGGAAUCUUUUCUGUUAGGAAUUGUUUUUAAUGCUUUUCAAUUUAAAAAUUCUUUGGAAGAUCAUCACAAUGUGCGGUUCGUUACUUUCAAAGUGUCUUUCGACAAAUAACAAGAUUGCUCCCCUCGGCGUCAGUGAUUUUGAUACUGAGUUACUAAAAACGGCACGUAGUUUGAUCUCCGCUAAGCGUGGAGGCGUCAAAGGUAGCGUUACGCCAGAGAUGAGCGCGUUUGUGUCCAAUUGCAAUGCGGCAGCCUAUGAUCUCAUUCUCGACGGCAAACAGACAGCAGACGGAGGACACGCCAAAGUCCCGAGAAGACUUGCUAAGAUCGAAGCGGCGCCUACACUUACCAUGGAAAUGCUACUCGAAAAACAAGCGCAAGUGGAGAAUAAUAGGAUAAGGCAGCUUGAAAAGAAAAAGAAGAAAGCCUCCGCAAGGUAUAGAUCUUCUGAUGCCAGUCACAGACGUGCUUCCAGAUCCAACAAGCUGCGUGAGGCGCUAGAGAUGGCCGACAAGCUCGCUAAGGAGAAGAGCGCUAGAGCCGCCGAGAACAGGGAUAAGCACUUGGCGGACGUCAAGAGCAAGGCUAGUCGCUUGGCGGGGAGCUCCCAGCAAGAGGUUGUGAAGAGUGAGGCGUGCGCCAAGGCGGAGCUGCGGCAGCGAGAGAUUCAGAUGAAGAGGAAGAUGGUGGAGAUGAACAAAGCGAAGGCAGCGGAGGAGGCGCGCGAAAAGCUUAGGCUGCGACGUGAGCGCGAACAGCUUGUGAAGGACCGCGCCAAUGCCCUAAAGGACGCAGACAUGUACGUGGGUUUGCGCAUCCUCGAGGGACUGGAGACGAGUGACGACUACUGCGUCUCAGAGGAUGACGAGUGGGAGACUGGGCCCCAGACGGACGAUGGGAAUGACGAGGAAUUCUGGGGUUAACCGCUGAUUCGCGUGGCCUUCAACAUACUCAGAUUCACAAAGCUGAUUGUCACUCGGAAACGCAACACCUUUAUAGCUAAUUUGUAAAUAUUUACUCAAAAGCAAAUUGUUUAUUAUACAGAAUAGAGAAAGAAAUAAAGAAUCUUGUAUUAUUUUGAA